This is a messenger RNA of Coregonus sp. 'balchen', 1985 nucleotides long. NCBI's taxonomy places the organism in Eukaryota, Metazoa, Chordata, Actinopteri, Salmoniformes, Salmonidae. The record is from the annotation of a GenBank genome assembly.
CAUUCUUCAUUUCAUAGCCAUAACAUCAAAGACAGUACGUGAUAACGUUUUGUUCUACCAGAAAACAUUAUGGUUUUACUUUUAAUGGUUCUACCUUGUACACAUACGGUAAGAAAGCAGUGAAUGUGUUUAGCUAGCUAGCUAGCCAACUACCUAACCAACUAGAAAUCUGGAUUAUUGAAUGGAUCCCACUGAUUGAGACAUGGAGGGCAUGGUUUAGCCUUUUCUUUUCAUACUGGUAAAUUAGCUAGCCUGAUUAAGCAAAAUAGUAUAGUGUCUUGCUUAGUCAGACUAUGGCUAAGGUUAGCCAGGCCAGCUCUGAUAAACAAUAUGGGCUUGAAUUUCUGGUUCCUAAACCCCAAUCUAAUGAGUGUGUAGUCUAUUAUAAUUUCAAUUUCAAGUCUAUCUGUAUUUAUGAGCUUUGAAAUAAGAAAAUUAUUAACUAUGUAGUUAAAUGAUUCUACUUUGUCUUUCCCUCGUGUGUGUGUGUCUGUAUUUCUUUCAGCCUGCUGUGGAGUGAGCCAGUGGGUAAUGGAUGGAGCAGGAGGAAGUGCCGGACACAAUUGGUCAGGCCAGACACUCUUUGGAUGCAUCAAUAAGAGGUUGGUGUCUGAAUUUCACUAUUAUAACUUCUCUCAUAGAAUGUCAUCCAUUGACCACUACAUGUGAUAUCAUGCCUUCAAAUGAUGGUAUGAUUAUUAUUUUCUCAUACAUAAUUGUGUUCCUUGACUAUUAUAUAUUUGCAUAUGAACUGAUAUUGCUCACCUUAACCCUAUUUCGUUGUUGAUACAUUUUAGAGAGGAAGAUUAAGACGGUUGGACAGAACCUUCAGAGACUGUAGAGGGGAAUGACUCCCCGUUCAAUGGAACAGACGCAUCACAGCCCAGAGUAAGGGGUUCCUCCUGUCUCUUCACUGAGGUUUCAGAGUCAAGUGAGGAGGAUGAAGAUGCCCUUUCCUCUGAGACAAAACCAUAGAGAACAGAGCUUCAAAAAAUAGAAAAAUCAUCUCCAGCCCUAAAGCAGCACAGAAAAUGGGGCAAAAGAAGGCCACGCCUCUCUCCAUCCACUCCACCCUGGACACCCAUCCCUGCCAAAUCCAGGAAGAACGCUCAUCCAGCCACACCUCUUAACAGUGGGUCAGCGAGGAGGUGGAGGACUGAGGAUGAACCAGAACAAGAGCCUAAACCGUUCCGCUUCGAACCAGCCAGGACUCCAGGACCCCAGCUAGACACUUCAAAGAACUACACCCCUCUAGAGCUCUUCCAGCUGUUCUUCAGUAAUGACAUUGUUGAUACUCUCCGCUCAAACACAAACAAGAAUGCCAAGAGAAGACAGGAACAGGGAUUUAAAGAAACAUGGAGACCUGUAUCCAUGGAGGAAAUGUACAAAUACCUCAAGAUUUCGGGCCAAUCACCUAUUCACUGCACUUGAGUGACCCAGCAGAGGAUGAGGAAAAGGCCAAGAAGAAGGGGACUGCAGGGUACGAUCGGCUCAUGAGAAUCAAACCUCUCAAAGACCAGCUAUUGGAGACAUGCAGGGACUUCUCCUAUUCCAGAACCUUUCCAUUGAUGAGCGCAUGGUGCGCUCCAAGGCCCACCAAAGCCUCAAACAAUACAUGAAAUCCAAGCGCUACAGGUAUGGAUUCAAGGUCUAUGUUUUAGCUGAUUCACGAAAUGGCUACACCUGUGACUUCAAUGUAUUUAUAGGCAAGAACCCAUCUGCUACAGGAAAAGGGGAGUGCUAUGACGCUGUCAUGAUCCUGUUGAAUGUCCCUCACUUGGGCACAGGGUACCACAUUUACCUUUGAUAGCUAUUUCACCAGCGCAACUCUCUUCCGUGACCUGUACAAGAAGAAAUUGGGAGCAUGUGGAACCAUACGUGAAAACCAUGUGGGCCUCUCUGGCAUCCAAGAGAACAGCAUGCCUCCCAGAGCAAAGAGAGGGACCAUCCGCUGGCUUCGUGGCUGGGAGCUGCUCUUCAAGUAG